UCAAGAAACCGUAGCAACUAGCUAGCGCUACCCACCACUACACUCCCAGCUGAGAGAGCCAAGCAAGAGGAGGAGGCGAGGAAGAUGAUGAGGAUGGAGGUUGUGGAGUCGUCCGCGGCGAUGGCGGUGUACGAGCGUGUGGCGCGCAUGGCGAGCGGCAACGCGGUGGUGGUGUUCAGCGCCAGCGGCUGCUGCAUGUGCCACGUCGUGAAGCGCCUCCUCCUGGGGCUGGGCGUCGGCCCCACGGUGUACGAGCUGGACCAGCUGGGCGGCGCCGGAGGGGGGCGGGAGAUCCAGGCGGCGCUGGCGCAGCUGCUGCCCCCCGGCCAGCCCGCGGUGCCCGUGGUGUUCGUGGGCGGGCGGCUCCUGGGCGGCGUGGAGAAGGUGAUGGCCUGCCACAUCAACGGCACCCUCGUCCCGCUCCUCAAGCAGGCCGGCGCGCUCUGGCUCUGA
Molecule: messenger RNA, 453 nt
Organism: Phragmites australis (common reed)
Lineage: Eukaryota; Viridiplantae; Streptophyta; Magnoliopsida; Poales; Poaceae
Product: glutaredoxin-C9-like
Exons: 1
Coding region: 85-453 (122 amino acids)
Source: RefSeq, a predicted model, not a curated record